Messenger RNA from Chaetomium fimeti, 2444 nucleotides. RefSeq names its product DNA topoisomerase. Lineage: Eukaryota; Fungi; Ascomycota; Sordariomycetes; Sordariales; Chaetomiaceae. Gene Ontology annotation, molecular function: DNA topoisomerase type I (single strand cut, ATP-independent) activity; DNA binding. Gene Ontology annotation, biological process: DNA topological change. The coding region runs from base 429 to 2444 and encodes 671 amino acids. Gene Ontology annotation, cellular component: nucleus. The transcript has 6 exons. The record is from RefSeq and is a predicted model, not a curated record.
CAGGUUCACCGCGACAUGACCACAAGACGAAACACGCGUUUGUGGCCGCCGUUGGCCAAGAAUAAAGUCAGAAGAGCAAAGACGGCUUUUCUAUCACAGCAUGAUUAUUCUAAGGGGAUAAGUGCCGUCUUGUAAAUUCCGAGCCUGAGCUGUUGGAGCUGUUCUUGUUCCUUCCUUACAGUCUCGUCUCAAGCGUGUGCUCGAGUCACUUCGAGUCCAUGAUUUGAGUUUCAGCAAGGGGGGCACAUGAUGCUCUUCCAGCGCAAUCAAGCAAAGGUGGGCUUUUAUCGCGACUCACAAGCUUGUCGAAAAAUAACAAGAACCACGAGACGGUUAGCCGCCCACAGCUUCCCCGGCUUUGGUUGCUGCUCCGAUACUUUCGUUGCCAUUCCAACCACUUCAACACUGCCGCUAAACCAUCCGCAACCAUGACGCGCGUUCUUUGCGUCGCUGAGAAGCCUUCUAUUUCGAAGGCAGUCGCUGGCCACCUUUCUGGUGGUCAAUACCAAACUAACAACACGCGCAAUACUUACAUCAAAAAUUACUCGUUUAACUAUGACUUCGGCCCGCCAUGGGGAAACUGCUCAGUGACCAUGACCGCUGUGAAGGGCCAUCUUACCGCUGUGGAAUUUCCACCCGACUACAAACAAUGGGAGUACCCACCGCCCGAUCGACUGUUCGACGCACCGGUUCUGACGGUCAUCCCCGAUGACAACAAAUCCAUCGCCAAAAAUAUCGAAGACCAGGCGAGACGCGCCGAUGCGCUCGUCAUCUGGACGGAUUGCGAUCGAGAAGGAGAACACAUUGGAAGCGAGAUCAGGUCUGCGGCGAGGAAAGGCAACAGCCAUAUUCAGAUCAAACGGGCACGGUUUAGCAAUGUCGAAAGAGCUCACAUUUUAUCUGCCGCCCGACGGCUCAUCGCCCUUGAUGACAAGCAAGUAGACGCCGUAUCGGCACGCAUCGAGCUCGACUUGAGGAUCGGGUAUGCCUUUACCCGGUUCUUGACCCUCAACCUUCGUCCUCUGGGAGGACCCCUAUCCAAGCUCACGCUCAGCUACGGGUCUUGCCAGUUUCCUACUCUCGGCUUCGUCGUGGAUCGGUAUUUUCGGGUCAAGAACUUCGUCCCCGAGGCCUUCUGGGGCAUCAAAAUGAUGCACGAGAGGGACGGCAUCAAGGUCAACUUCAACUGGUCGAGGCAUCGGCUAUUUGACCGCAUGUCGGUCGUCAUCUUCUACGAGAGGUGCCUCACGGCCAGGACGGCCAAGGUCACCAAGGUCCAGGAGAAGCCCACCAAGAAAUGGAAGCCGCUCCCGCUCACGACGGUCGAGAUGCAAAAGAUGGCCACCCGGUUCCUCCGCAUGACCGGUCAGCAGGCCAUGACCGUGGCCGAGAAGCUCUACAACAGGGGGUUCAUCAGCUACCCGCGCACCGAAACCGACCGCUUCGAUAAGGGCAUGGACCUCCGGGCACUCGUGCGGAAACAAACACAAGACAACCGGUGGGGCGCGUUCGCGCAGAACCUCGUCGACGGCGGCGGCUUCCAACAACCGCGGCAGGGUAGGCACGACGACAAGGCACAUCCGCCGAUCCACCCGAUCACGUACGCGGCGCCGGCGGCGCUCGACGACAGCGAGCGGCGGGUGUACGAGCUGGUGACGCGGCGGUUCCUGGCGUGCUGCUCGGAGGACGCGGCGGGGAUGGCGAGCGACGUGGAGGUGGCGUACGGGGAGGAAGGGUUCGGCGCGCACGGGGUGACGGUGCUGGCGCGCAACUACCUGGACGUGUACCCGUACGAGAACUGGACGGGCACCGCCCAGCUGCCGCGCUUCGCCGUCGGCGAGCGCUUCGAGCCCGCCGAGGCCAUGCUCACCGAGGGCAAGACCGGCCCCCCCGGCUACCUCACCGAGGCCGACCUCAUCGCCCUCAUGGACGCCAACGGCAUCGGCACCGACGCCACCAUGGCCGAGCACAUCGAGAAGAUCCAGGAGCGCCAGUACGCCAGGACCGUGGAGCGCGGCGGCGGCGGCGGUGGCGGAAACGCCGGCGCGGACGACGACGAACCAGAGGCCGCUCCCGCGGCGCGAGGCGGGCGCGGACGUGGCAGGGGGCGCGGCGGUCGCGGGGGCGGCGCACGGGGGGGCGGGCGCGGGGGCGCGGCGGGCGGCGGCCGGGGCGGCGGGGUGCGCGAGUUCAUACCGACCAGCCUGGGGGUGGCGCUGAUCGAGGGCUUCGACCGCAUGCGGUUCGAGACCAGCCUGGGCAAGCCGUUCCUGCGCAAGGAGAUGGAGCUCAAGAUGAAGGCCAUCUGCGACGGCCGCUCCACCAGGCAGGCCGUCCUGCGCGAGAGCCUGGGCGAGUACCGCCACGUCUACGACCAGUCGCGCGCCGAGCUUAAUGUUCUCAAGGCAGCCUGCAGGCAAUACGUCUUCCAGAACGGAGGAUGA